AUAAAAUGUACCAGCGUUUUUCAGUUUUGAACCUUUGAAGGAUAAGUUGGAUAAUAAUUUAUUCCACACUUUCCUAAUGGUUUGUUUAUAAAUAAAAAGUGAACCAUGUGCGUUACUGGUGUAGUGGUUUUAAUAAUGUUAUUACUGGAUUCAACCAAAGCUUUUCAAAUGCCACCUCAAAUAAUCCGAAAUACUACAAACAAUCUGGUAAUAGAAGCAGGAAAUAAUUAUACCCUUACAUGUGAAGGAUAUCAGCCUAUUAAAUGGACUUAUCCGCAACCCUUUUCGAAAAUCAAACAAAGUUGGACAAAAUUCACUAUUAUAAAUGACAAUAAUACAAACAAAUCAACAUUGCAUAUAACAAAUAUGUCAUAUCCGUUUGUGGGUUAUUACACUUGCCAAUAUGAAACUAUUGAGGAACAAGACCAGAUUUAUUUGUAUGUAAAUGAUCCAAUCCAUUUGUCUGUCGAAGACGACUACAAUACUCACUACGCGGUUCAAUAUCAAGAAACCACGAUUCCGUGCAGACCGACCGCUCCAGAUAUUGAAGUGCAACUCAUCAGUUUCCAGACUAUCAAAAACGAAUUCGACCCAAAAACUGGAUUUACCUUCUCAGUACCUCAAAUAACCUUUGCCGACUCUUAUCACUGCAUAUUCACUCGUCACAGUGAUAAUAAACGCUUUGAAUUACCAAUUUUUCUCGAAGUUGAUUCUCCGAGAUAUUACAUAGCGACGCCAUCUAUUGAAGACCAAUCCUAUAAUCAUACCGAUGUUGGCGAAACACUUAAUUUGACUUGCUACUUACAGGAAACUUCUGAAAAUGUUUUCUUUUACUGGUCAACACCCAGAGGAAUUUUUAAUUCUAAAGAUGGUGCAGUUAAUGAUGUAAUAAUCAAAAGGCCCCAAUUCACUACAAUAAAUGGCUUAAAAUGUUUAGAAUCAAAACUACAAAUCAAAAACAGCCAACUUAGCGAUUCCGGAUUGUAUUCUUGUAAAGUAUUGGAUCGGCAAAGUAAUUCUGCUAUUGAAUAUGCUAAUGUUACUGUACAAGAUCCCAACAAUUGCUACAUUGAAAUAAGUCCAGAAGAUUCAAUAACAGUAAAUGCUAAUGAACAAGUCCAAUGGAUUGUGGAAGUAAACGCACAUCCAAAGCCAGAAUUGAUGUGGUUUGAUAAUAAAAAUAGUUUAAUUAGGAACAAUUCAGUAUAUCAUACGGAAAUUCUACAAGAUAAGGCAUUGUUUCAAAUUCAUAAUGCCUUGCUUGAGCAUACAGGAUUUUACACUUUGAAAGGGAUUUCAAAUAGGGAAUUUUUGCCUAAUGAUGGAAAUUGUCCGGCUGUAGCUGAAACAAAAUUGAUUUUGAAUGUAAAAGUGAAGCCUACGGUUUGUUUAGGCUCUCCAUCAAUAGAAGACAUAUUAUGCAAAAAUCCUCAUGUUCCAAUUAUUUAUGUGGCUAAUCAAGAAGCUGAGCUUGAAUGUAGAGCUACAGGGAAUCCUUUGCCAAGACUUGCAUGGCAAGAACAAGUUUGUUUGAAUGACGAGUGCAAAUUUGUUCAAAUAAAUGCAUCCUCAAUACCAAAACUUGACGGUUUCACAAUUCAAAAUUACUUCAAAGUGAAUACCACCAGGAAUAGUAUUAUUAAAUGCAUUGCCACUAACGAUUUAGGCAAGACUGAGUCAGCAAAGGAGUAUUUUAUAUCAGAUGUUCAAAAUGGCUUUGAUAUUGACGACUUCACACCUGGUUCAAUUAUAAGCAAAACUGCAUCCGGAAUAGAAGUUAUUGUAGCAGAAAACGAAACUUUUACGUUCACUUGUGGCGUUUCUCCACAAAAAUCCGAAACUUUGCAAGUGUUUCUUAAUGAUGAGCCAUUAAAUGAAAGACACGACACAAAUAAAGUGAGAAGUAACUGGUCAAAAAAAACCAAAGUAAUAUUGAAAUACCCUCAACUAAGUGAUUCUGGAAAAUAUAGUUGCAAAAUCAAAAACUUACACGAUCAGUUGUUUGAAUACAAAAACUUCACACUUCAAGUGAAAGUGCCCCAACCACCCAUAAUCACCAAAACCAAUCUGGACAAGGAAAUUUUAAUUGACUAUCCAAAAAUGAAAAAGGAAUUGAGGUGCUAUGUCACUGGAAUUCCAAAACCUACAAUUGAAUGGUUCAAAGGUACCCAACUAAUUACUCCAUCAGAUCGAUUCAUUUUCAAAGAAAACAACAUGGUUUUGUUUAUCAAUGGCACCGAACUGGGUGAUGAGGGAAUUUACCAAUGCAGUACCUACAAUUCCAUUGGAUACAUGUCCAAACAUGCAACCCUAAGAUUCAAAGUAAAACCAAUUUCAGUAAUUUACUAUUAUGUAACUGGAUGCAUUGCUAUUCUACUGAUUAUUGCAGUCAUUUAUAUUUGUAUCAGAAUAAGGAAAGAAAGAGCAUUAAGACGAGAAUUAAAACUGCUGGGCUUGGAAAACUUCCACAAUGGAAACCCAGAGAAUCUAAAUCCAGAAUUGGGCAUUGACGAUCAAGCCGAACUUCUACCCUACAACCAAAAAUUUGAAUUCCCAAUAGAAAAUCUAAAACUUGGUAAACAAUUGGGUUCUGGUGCAUUUGGAGUAGUUCUUAAAGCAGAAGCAAAAGGCAUAAUUCAAGGCGAACAAAAGAGCACAGUGGCUGUUAAAAUGGUGAAGAAAAAUGCAGACGAAUCGUACAUAAGAGCGCUGGCAUCGGAAUUGAAAAUUAUGGUGCAUUUGGGGAAACAUAUUAAUGUUGUUAAUUUGCUAGGAGCUUGUACGAAAAAUGUAGCAAAAAGAGAACUCUUAGUCAUAGUCGAAUUUUGCCGUUACGGCAACCUACAAAACUACAUCUACAAACACAGACCAAGCUACAUUGACCAAGUCGAUCCAGUCAGUGGAACCAUAGACUACAACAUUGGAGCCGAAAUUUUAGACAGGACUUAUUCAAUUUCCAGCGACAACUGUCCAGUUUCGAUGCAAGACUACAGAGAAAGAAAUCAAACAAUGUCAACAGGUGAUGAAAGUGUAAUAAUGAGCAACAACAGUUUCCAGCAGCCAGAAUGGCGAUUGAAUUAUAAAGGAGAUUAUCGUGGAGAAGUUAAGCCUAUAAGCACCAGGGAGCUAUUGACUUGGUCAUUCCAGGUUGCUAGAGGCAUGGAAUAUUUAGCGUCCAGGAAAGUGCUCCAUGGAGAUUUGGCUGCCAGAAAUAUUUUGCUUGCAGAUAAUAAUAUUGUUAAAAUUUGCGAUUUUGGCCUUGCCAAAACAAUGUACAACGAUAAUAAUUAUAAAAAGAAGAGUAAUAAUCCAUUGCCCGUUAAAUGGAUGGCAAUUGAAUCCAUAAGAGACCGUGUAUUUUCUACACAAUCCGAUGUAUGGUCCUUUGGAAUUGUUUUAUGGGAAUUUUUCUCUUUGGCCAGGACGCCUUAUCCAGGCAUGGAAGCUGAUGAGCGACUCUACCAUAAACUGCUAGAAGGUUAUAGAAUGGAGCCUCCGGCUUACGCAUCCAGAGACAUUUACAAAAUAAUGCUGGAAUGUUGGAAUGUGAAAGCUUUAGCAAGGCCUUCAUUUACCAAACUAGCUGAGAAAAUUGGGGUGCUUUUGGAAGACAGUGUCCGAAAGCAUUACGUUGACUUAAAUGAUCCUUAUUUGAAAAUGAAUACGGAAAAACUAGAAGAUGAUGACUAUUUGGCAAUGCUGAGUCCUCCUUCGUUUGACGUACUGUCAACGCCAACAGGACUUUAUGCAAAUGGUGAAACUUCCAGACAACAAUUGCCUGGAUACACUUUUAUGGGAGCUAAUGGUAUUUUUAGUCCACGUCCUUUAGGAGAGAAUGUAUUCGAUUUUAAAGAAGAAUCUCACGAACUCUAUCCAAUGUUACGAGAUGAAGAACUGGAUAACGACGGUUAUUUGACUCCGAUAACUCCGGUCAACAGUAUUUCGAAUCCCAUGUACCAUCAGAUGUUGCCGGAAAUCAAAACUAAAAAUAAAAUUACAAUACCUAUUGAUAAUAAUUACAUUUCAAUGCCGCAAUAUAAAAAUCUCAUAAGGGAUAAUAAGGCAGAACAUUUGGAAAUGGAAAAUGUGCAUUAUGUUAAUGAGAGAAUGGAUGUUUAGUAGAUAAGCUGUGAUUUAUUUGUAUUUUAAAGAGUAUUAUUUUUUAUGUAUUAUAUGGUAUUUUUGUCCGUAAUCAGUUUUAUGAUUAGUAGUUUGCUCAAAUUAUAAACUUUUGUCCUACCAAAAAAACCAGAGAAAGUUUAUAAACCAUUGGUGACCUUACAAAGAACUGAACCCCACCAUCAAACAUUUUGUAGUCUUGUUUACUAAAUACAAUGUACAUUUUUUGGAAUAAGUUUGCUUGAUUUUUAAUAUAUUAAGUAUAUAAA
This is a messenger RNA of Ceutorhynchus assimilis (cabbage seed weevil), 4388 nucleotides long. The record is from the annotation of a GenBank genome assembly. Lineage: Eukaryota; Metazoa; Arthropoda; Insecta; Coleoptera; Curculionidae.